Messenger RNA from Pocillopora meandrina, 1233 nucleotides. NCBI's taxonomy places the organism in Eukaryota, Metazoa, Cnidaria, Anthozoa, Scleractinia, Pocilloporidae. The record is from the annotation of a GenBank genome assembly.
UUCUUUGCAGCCACAGCAGAUGUUUAUAGGAAUGAGGGUAAUGAGGCCUUCAAGAAAGGAGAUUUCAUCAAUGCUAUUCAUUUUUACACCAAAGGAAUUAAAAUGAACUGCAAUGAGAAAGAACUGAAAGCCAAACUGCACAACAACAGGGCUAUUGCACAUUCUAAACUUGGUAAGAUGAUGAGAGCUUUAAUAGACAUUUUUUUUCUCUUUUGAAGCUAAUGGGCUGUCAAUAGUAGUUUUCUGAAAAAAGAGAUAAUUUUGAAUGCAUGCCCGGAAAAAUUAAGAUACAUCUCAACUUGGCCUCUCAAAUAUACAAAGAAGUAACCUCUUACCCAAAUAUCAACAAGCAUCACAAGUUCUUCCCAAAAUUAUAGUAAUGGUAGUUGGUUUGCAACAUGUAUGGCAAAUCAGAGAUAUUUAUUUCACUAACAGGAAAUCACCAGGAUUCACUAAGGGAUGCAGAAGCAGCCAUUGAGUUAAAUCCAACUUUCCUUAAGGCAAUUGUGAGAGGUUAGAUAUGUUAGCUGUGCUAUAAUAAUAAUAUUAAUAAUAAUAAAAAUAAUAAUAAUAAUAAUAAAAGAACUCAACACUCUAAGGUUGAAUGAGGUUAAAUGAAAUUCAAUCUUGUCUCAAUUGACUUUAAUUAAGAGGUGGAGACCACCUUGGUGUACAUUUAAAUCCAGCUCUUGACUGUUAUGCCAUUUAACUUUCCAUUAAUUUAAUGAUGAGAAUAUUAUUUUGAGCGGGAUGAAGAACUCAAUGUGAAAGCAAAAUUUUGGCAAGAAUAUUUUAGUUCCUUAAGUUCAAUGAGUCACAGGUUUCAGUUAUGUUAAGUCACUAUCUAGCUCUUUUAAAAAAAGAAGUAAGGAUCAAGACUUACCUAACUCGUGAUUUUGUGGGAAUUGUUGGUCCCAAUUUAAUAAAUGUUCUUAGAAGUUUCAGUUGUCUUAAAAGCUAAAUAAAUCUAACUGAAACCUAAUAGGGCCUGUUUAUUCUUUUCCACUUGGUUUCUUUGUUUUGUUUUGUCUUUUUUUUCUUCUAGUCUGUAAUGAUUUCAAUGGUUUCAGGUUCUUUUCUCAGAAUUGAGCUAUGAUACAACUAUAAUUUAGCUUUUUUGUGUUGUUACCUACAGGAGCCACUGCUUGUGUUGAAUUGAAGAGAUUUGAAGAAGCAAUCACUUGGUGUGAUAAGGGACUAGCUGUAUCCUUUGAAGAAAUCUUUCAUUUUUAA